Penicillium brevicompactum is the source of this 4116-nucleotide messenger RNA. RefSeq lists its product as uncharacterized. NCBI's taxonomy places the organism in Eukaryota, Fungi, Ascomycota, Eurotiomycetes, Eurotiales, Aspergillaceae. The coding region runs from base 1 to 4116 and encodes 1371 amino acids. The transcript has 3 exons. The record is from RefSeq and is a predicted model, not a curated record.
AUGGCCGCGGGUAAGAAGGCGAAGUCCAAAGCCAAGGGCAAGGCCGCCAACAAGCAAGAGGUUAAGAAGGGCAAGACUCCAGAGAAUGCAGACCAAACAACCACCGAAACUCCUGCACCUGGCAGCCCUGAACUUCUGGCGCAGGACUCUGAGGGCAAAGACCAACCUUCUACUGACACACCUGUCGACGCGUCAACACCUCUGCCUGUAUCGGCCUACGAGGUCACUGACGACAACGCUGCACCCCAAGACAUCCCGGGUGCUGCCGAAAAUCAAGAAGCACCUGCAGCUGACAAGCCUGCAUCUCCACUGCCCGUGUCAGCCUAUGAGGUAUUCGACGACGACACUGCCCCUCAGGACAUUGCCAUCCCUGCUACAAAUCCAGCAUCGCCUGUGAUUGAGAAGCCUGCAUCCCCAUUGCCUGUGUCAGCCUAUGAGGUGUUUGACGACGAAACUACACCACAAGACGUCUCGGGCACUGCCGAGAAUCAAGAGUUACCAACCAUUGAAAAGCCUGCAUCACCGUUGCCUUUGACGACUGACGAGCCUCUUGACGCAACGGCACCCCAAGACAUUCCCGAACCUGUCGUGGAGCCAUCAUCGCCUGUGAUUGAGAAGCCGGCAUCGCCUGUACCCGAAUCAUCACACGAGACUUCCCAGGAGGAAGCCCAGCCUCAAACCCCACUAGACUCUACCACAGAGCCUCAACCACCCGUGACCGAGGAGACUACCGAGGAGAAAGCCACCAGUCCUGUCGACGAAGCUGUACCACUGGAAGAGCCAAGCCUCACUCAGCCUCCAGUCCAAGACACGGAGCCUAAAGAGCUGUUGGACGAAGCAAGCCUUACCACUCCUGCAGUUGAGGACAUUGAGCCCAAGGAGCCGUUGGACGAAGCAAGCCUUAACACUCCUGCAGUUGAGGACAUUGAGCCCAAGGAGCCGUUGGACGAAGCAAACCUCAACACUCCUGCAGUCGAGGACAUUGAGCCGAAAGAGUCUUUGGACGAAGCAAGUCUUGUUCAACCUCCAACCACCGACAGCAAGGCGCGGAUCAAGACAACCAGCCAGAACACUCUCAGGAUAGGAAUCUGGCACCAUCAGCCCCCUGCAGACCCAUUUUCUCCUGUGGCUGCCAGCGUGCCAUUGCCAUCUCCUUCGCUGACUGAGUCACGUUACAUGACCAGCCCAUCUCAAGAUAAUCAGCUAUAUAACCCUGAGCAAUCUGCUUAUUCCCCUUACGCCUCGCCCAUUCCAUACCCUGCACCACUGCCUUACGGCUCACCAAAUCCAUACGCGUCACCAGUACCGUACGCUGCCUCAGCAUACGGCUCACCAAACCCCUACUCCGUGCCGCUUCCAGAGUCACCCGUUCCAUACUCAUCUGGUUCACCCUACGCUGGUUCGCCAGUUCCUUACACGUCACCGAUUCCUUACAACCCAGCGGCAGCUUACGCCGGAUCACCUGUUCCUUACAGUCUUCCCGGACCCUACAACUCGGCUCCACCGUACGCUGGAUCUCCGGUUCCAUACACGCUACCGGCACCCUACGCUGGUUCACCUUACGCUUCACCAGCACCUUACGCAUCACCGAUACCUUACACUGCCUCACCUGUACCCAAGGUUAGCAGCCCACUUGCGCGGUCUCAUUAUCCCCAGAUGUCCCCCACAAUGUCUCCCACUGCAACACCUCCACCACACAUCCCAUCAAUGGCCCAGAUGGCUCCUCCGCCACCUCCUUCCACUGCACCAAGCGUUCCAACUGCAGUCAACUCGCCAGUGAUGAGCUCUGCCGGAGCCAUUCCGCCUUACGGAUCAUACUCUCCUCGCUAUUCUCCAGAGGCGCAUCAAAUGCACCGGAGCUACAGCAUCCCCGACCCAGCAUAUGCCGCAUCCUACCAAGCACUCCAGAACUUGUCCAUGGGUGGUCCGAUUCCCGAGAACGGACUUGUCUCACCUCCUGAUGCCGACGCUGAGCACAUUGAGCUUCUUCACCGAAUUCAAUCUGCCAUCCCAGACAUCAAUCGUCUGCUUCAUGGCUUCCGUAACACCCACAGCAAGCUCUCAAACCGCGAGGCUGAGAUGAAGCAGAUCGGAAACCAACAUGAACAAGCCUUGAUGCACAAGGAGUUCUACAUCGAAGCUCUUCAAGCCCAAAUGAAGAAGACGGCGAGUGAGAGUGCAGCAGAUGCUGCGCAAUUGAAGAACACCGUCAAUGAGCUUCGUCUUGAACUCGGUAACCUGCAAGAGAAGCAGAAAGAUCUUGAAGAUGGCAUAGCUGUCCACCAGAAAUCUAACGAAGAACUUACCCAAAGCAAGGCCGAGCUCGAGGGCCAAAUUAACGAAUUGAACGACAGCAUCAAGGCCGCCCAAGAAGCCCACGAGAAAGAACUCGAGACUCACAAGGAAGAGCAGGAGAAGGCUCUUGGUGUGCAGAAGCAAGAGCUUACCGAACUCUUCGAAGAGAUCAAGAACGAGGACGAGAAGGCAGCCACCGAGGCCCUGCAAGCUCGCGAGAAAGAGCUCCUUGAUGAACAUGAAGCCAACAAAGGUGAAUGGGAGAAGGAGAAGUCAGAGAUGCAGACAUCAUUCGAAGCCCAACGCGCCGAGUUGGAGACCGCUAAAGCAGAGCUUGCCUCAAAGAUCACCGAGCUGGAAGCUGAGUUGGAAGCUAGACUUGCCGAACUCAACUCAGCCCGCGAGGAAUUGGCAACUAAGCUGGCCGAGCUGGAAACAGCACGCACCGAAUUGGAAGACGCCCACAAGAAACAUGGCGAGGAGUUUGAUCUUUCCAAGACAGGCCAUGCAAGCGAGCUAGAUGCGCUUCGACAGUCUCACGAUGACCAGAUUGCAGCAGCUGCCAAGGCCCUUGACGACAAGAUUGCGACUUUGGAAGCAACACUCAAUGAUAAACAGCAGCUUUGGACCACCGAACGUGGUGACCUAGAGAAGCAACUCUCAGAGAAAGACAGCGAGCUCUCCAGCGCCGAGCGAGAGAAGGAGAAACUGGAAGGAGAUGGAAUUGUCAAGGAGCAACACCUUCAGCGUGCCGUUGAGGGAAUGAAGUUGACCAUCGAAAACCUUGGAUCGGACUGUGACAGGUUGAGAAAGACACUCCUCAGCCUUGGCGAGGCCACCGACCUCCGAAACACCAAAGGCGACAAAUUCUUCAUGGACAGCUUCACAGAACUCUCGCGCUUGAUCUACGACCUAUCCAAAGAGCACUUCGGCUAUCUUCCCAUCGACCCUCCAAAGGAUAUUCUUUCCAAAAUCCCCUCUGAGCUUCCACCCUUCCUCGACAACACCCCGGCCUCUCGUGAGCUUCGCUCCGUCUAUAUCCAGCACGUUGUGUCAAAAACAAUCACCUACCGCGUCUUCCAGCCCUUCCUCUUCACCCUAGGCCGCCGCUACGACAAAGCAGACACUUUCUUCCAAAUGCUAUCCAUGGACAUCCGCAAGAAAUCCGUCCGCCGCGAGGCCUUCUGGAGACAACAGACUCUGAAGGCCGCAUACACAACUUCAGACGCCAAACAAUCCAUCAACGUGGCAGCCGCAGUCAUCGUUGACGAGAUCAUCGACCACAUCAAACACUUCGCCGACCCCAAGCACCUAGACCUUCUCCUAACAAGCGUACGCAAAAUCGUCAAGCUAGCCGCAGAGACAUGGCGACAUGCUCGAGUCGAGCGCGAACUUGUCUUGGCCACGUUCCCCGCCCCAGACGCAGACACCGUUGUCAACGAGGAGUGGACCGAGUAUGCCGCCAACAAGGACGCGAAGGUCGCAAAUGGUGAGCCCACUCGCCAUGUGGUCCUGCGUACUUUCCCGCGUAUCAUCCGCGAGGCUGCCCAUGAGGACUUUGCAACGGAAGAAGAGAGAGCGAACAAUUGCAUUUAUGCGCCGGGUAUUGUGCUGUACUCGGAUUCACCCGCCAUUAUGGGCAGAUUGCAGGAGGUUGCGAAGAAGUCGUCUGACGGCUUGGAUGGUCAGAAGUCCCCGACAAAGCUCUCCAAUAAGCCAAUUGAGAAGAUCGCGCCACUCAAGAUUUCAACACCUCGUGUCGUGACAGUUCGGUCGGCACCGACGAGUCCUGGACCCAAGGGUCCAUUCACGAAAGCAUGA